Messenger RNA from Fulmarus glacialis (Northern fulmar), 1565 nucleotides. RefSeq names its product disks large homolog 1-like. The annotation marks the transcript as partial. Lineage: Eukaryota; Metazoa; Chordata; Aves; Procellariiformes; Procellariidae. The record is from RefSeq and is a predicted model, not a curated record. The transcript is spliced from 12 exons. Gene Ontology annotation, biological process: neurotransmitter receptor localization to postsynaptic specialization membrane; chemical synaptic transmission. Gene Ontology annotation, molecular function: protein binding. Gene Ontology annotation, cellular component: neuron projection; neuromuscular junction; postsynaptic density membrane.
AUGGAAACACUCAAGCUCACUGAUUUAACAAGGAGCCCAAGAAUGGAAAUACAUCAAAAUCUUCAUAUGCAGCCAAAGCAGCCUUUCCGGCAUCAGCAGCGGGCAAUGAGCAUUCGUACAUCUUUUAGUUCAUCCACGUUGCCUGUGUCUUCCAAACACAGAGGAAAAUUCAUAAACCUACGCGACAGUGUAAAAAAGAGUCCUACAAAAAGCACAGCAAAAGUAAAAGCUGCUAGUGGUUGGGUGUCUGAUGGCUCAUGUUCUAACUGUUCUUUAGAAAAGCCCACAGAAGCUGUUCCUUCCUCUUCUCCCAUUGUCCCCGUGAUCCCUGUCCCACCAGUCCCUGCUGAGGCCACUGUCAUCCCAUCCACUAUACCACAGGCAAAUCCCCCUCCAGUGCUGGUGAAUACAGAUUCUUUGGAGACUCCAACAUACGUCAAUGGCACAGAUGCAGAUUAUGAGUAUGAAGAAAUUACUCUUGAAAGGGGAAAUUCAGGACUUGGCUUUAGCAUUGCAGGUGGUACAGACAACCCACAUAUUGGGGAUGAUUCAAGUAUUUUCAUUACAAAAAUUAUAGCCGGGGGUGCAGCUGCACAGGAUGGAAGAUUACGGGUUAACGAUUGUAUUCUACGAGUAAAUGAGGUGGAUGUUCGUGAUGUGACACACAGCAAAGCAGUCGAAGCAUUGAAAGAAGCUGGAUCAAUUGUACGAUUGUAUGUCAAAAGAAGAAAACCAGUCACAGAAAAAAUAGUGGAAAUCAAACUUGUAAAAGGUCCUAAAGGUCUUGGUUUCAGUAUUGCUGGUGGUGUAGGAAAUCAGCAUAUACCUGGAGACAACAGCAUCUAUGUAACCAAAAUCAUUGAAGGCGGGGCAGCACAUAAAGAUGGCAAACUUCAGAUUGGAGACAAACUUUUAGCUGUGAACAGUGUUUGCUUAGAAGAAGUUACUCAUGAAGAAGCAGUGACUGCCUUAAAAAACACAUCUGACUUUGUUUAUCUGAAAGUUGCAAAACCCACCAGCAUGUUCAUGAAUGACAGUUAUGCCCCUCCUGACAUCACAAACUCUUAUUCUCAGCCAGUGGAUAACCAUAUCACGGCAUCUGCCUACUUGGGACAGUCCUUGCCGCCAGCAUCACCGGGGCGAUAUUCACCAAUUCCCAAGGGAAUGCUUGGAGAUGAUGAGAUUACCAGGGAGCCUAGAAAGGUCGUCCUGCAUCGAGGAUCAACAGGUCUUGGUUUCAACAUCGUUGGAGGAGAAGAUGGAGAAGGAAUUUUUAUCUCUUUCAUACUUGCAGGAGGGCCAGCUGACCUGAGUGGAGAGCUUAGGAAAGGAGAUCGUAUAAUUUCUGUAAAUGGAGUAGAUCUAAAAGCAGCAACCCAUGAACAGGCAGCAGCAGCCCUGAAGAACGCAGGCCAAGCAGUAACUAUCGUAGCUCAGUACCGUCCAGAAGAAUACAGUCGUUUUGAAGCUAAAAUACAUGAUUUACGGGAACAGAUGAUGAACAGUAGCAUUAGUUCAGGAUCAGGAUCUUUGCGAACCAGCCAGAAGAGAUCCCUAUAUGUCAG